This is a messenger RNA of Micropterus salmoides (largemouth bass), 6663 nucleotides long. It is a transcript of the gene chd1, whose product is annotated as chromodomain helicase DNA binding protein 1. The record is from RefSeq and is a predicted model, not a curated record. Gene Ontology annotation, molecular function: ATP binding; DNA binding; histone binding. Lineage: Eukaryota; Metazoa; Chordata; Actinopteri; Centrarchiformes; Centrarchidae. The transcript has 35 exons. Gene Ontology annotation, cellular component: chromatin; nucleus. Bases 1 to 5379 code for a protein of 1792 amino acids. Gene Ontology annotation, biological process: regulation of transcription by RNA polymerase II; nucleosome organization.
AUGGCUGGACGCAGUGAGGAUGAAAGUGUAAGCAAUAGCAGUGGAGAGUCAAGUAAUUCCGAUGAUGAAUCUGGUUCUGGAUCGGGCUCAGCAUCAGGGUCCGACUCGGGCUCUAGUUCCAGCUCCUCCAGCAGCAGCAGCCAAUCAGGGAGCAGUGACUCAGGUAGUGGCUCAGACUCUGGCAGCCAGUCAGAAUCUGACACAGAGAAAUUCAAGGAGAAGAUGGAGCUGCCAAAUAAGUCAAACAUUGAUGGAGCUGAGUUCUGGAAGUCCAACCCAAGUAUCCUAGCAGUGCAAAGAUCUGCUAUGCUUAGGAAACAGCAGCAGCAACAACAGCAGCAGCAGCAGCGACAAAGCUCCUCAAAUAGUGGAUCUGAUGAGGACUCGUCAAAUAGUGAUGAAUCUGACUCAUCAAGUGGAUCCAAGAGAAGAAGAAAUUCAGGCUCCUCUGGAUCGGGUUCUGGAUCUGGGAGUGGUUCGAGAUCAGACUCAUCAGCAGAUGACAACAGUGAUGAAACGGCAUCAGACUAUGAGCCCAGUCACAAAAUCAAAAGCAGAAAGCCUCCAACCAAGAUGAAUUUUCGGAAUGGGAAGAAAAGCAGCACCCAGAGGAAGAAAGCCCAGAAGUGUUCUUCUUCUGAGUAUGAGGAUGAUGACUACAAGAAGGUGGCGUCUGCAGGUCCACGGCGGCAGGCCACAGUCAACAUAAGCUACAAGGAGGACGAGGAAUUGAAGACUGACUCAGAUGACCUGGUGGAAGUUGUGGGUGAAGAUGUCCCGCAGCCGGAAGAAGAUGAGUUUGAAACACUGGAGAGAGUGAUGGACAGCAGAAUAGGAAGAAAAAGAGCAACAGGAAGUGCAACCACUGUAUAUGCUGUGGAAGCAGACGGAGACCCCAAUGCCAACUUCAAUCCCAACAAAGAGGCUGGUGAAAGUCAGUAUUUGAUAAAGUGGAAGAACUGGGCCCAUAUUCACAACACUUGGGAAACAGAGGAGACACUCAAGUUGCAGAACGUCAAGGGCAUGAAGAAACUGGAUAAUUUCAAGAAAAAGGAACAGGAGAAAAAGAAAUGGUUAAAGGCAGCUUCACCAGAGGAUAUAGAGUAUUUCAACUGUCAGGAAGAAUUGAUGGAUGACCUGCACUCUCAGUACCAGCUUGUAGAGCGAAUCAUAGGACAUUCAAACCAGAAGUCAGCAGCUGGUUACCCGGACUACUUGUGUAAAUGGCAGGGCUUACCAUACUCCGAGUGUAGCUGGGAAGAUGGUGCUCUGAUCGCCAAAAAGUUCCAGAAAUGCAUUGAUGACUACAUGAGCAGAAACCAGUCAAAGACCAUUCCAUCCAGAGACUGCAAGGUGCUGAAACAAAGACCCAGGUUUAUGCCCAUGAAGAAGCAGCCAGCUUACAUAGGAGGUGAUGGACUGGAGCUCAGAGACUACCAGUUGGACAGUUUGAACUGGAUGGCUCACUCCUGGUGCAAAGGCAACAGUUGCAUCCUUGCUGAUGAAAUGGGUUUAGGGAAGACCAUCCAGACAAUCUCCUUCCUCAAUUACCUAUUUAAUGAGCACCAACUAUAUGGGCCAUUCUUGCUGGUUGUGCCUCUUUCUACACUAACCUCCUGGCAGAGAGAAAUCCAGCUCUGGGCCCCUCAGAUGAAUGUUGUGGUCUACCUGGGAGACAUCAGCAGCAGGAAUAUGAUCAGGACACAUGAGUGGAUGCAUGUCCAUAGCAAGAGACUGAAAUUGAACAUCCUCCUCACAACAUAUGAGAUUCUUCUCAAAGACAAGUCAUUUUUGGGCAGUGUCAACUGGGCCUUCAUUGGUGUGGAUGAAGCACACCGACUGAAGAAUGAUGACUCCCUCCUCUACAAGACCAUGAUGGAUUUCAAGUCCAAUCACAGGCUUCUGAUCACAGGAACGCCACUGCAGAACUCCCUGAAAGAGCUCUGGUCCCUGCUGCACUUCAUUAUGCCCGAGAAGUUUCACUCUUGGGAGUUGUUUGAGGAAGAGCAUGGUAAGGGCAGGGAUUCGGGCUACACCAGUCUGCACAAAGAGCUGGAGCCUUUUCUACUGCGCCGAGUCAAGAAGGAUGUGGAGAAAUCUCUUCCUGCCAAAGUGGAGCAGAUUCUCAGAGUUGAGAUGAGUGCUAUCCAAAAACAGUAUUACAAAUGGAUCCUGACCAGGAACUACAAGGCUCUGAGUAAAGGUACAAAAGGCAGCACGUCGGGUUUCCUGAACAUCAUGAUGGAGUUGAAGAAGUGUUGUAACCACUGUUACCUUAUCAAGCCCCCAGAAGACAACGAAUUUGUCAACAGAGCUGAAGCCUUACAGCAACUGAUCCGCAGCAGUGGGAAGCUUGUUCUGUUGGACAAACUACUGGUGCGUUUGAAGGAGCGAGGCCACAGAGUUCUCAUCUUCUCCCAGAUGGUACGGAUGCUGGAUAUCCUGGCUGAAUAUCUGAGGAGCCGACAGUUCCUCUUUCAGAGAUUAGAUGGCUCCAUUAAAGGGGAGAUGAGGAAGCAGGCGUUGGAUCAUUUUAAUGCUGAGGGCUCAGAGGAUUUCUGCUUCCUGUUAUCAACACGUGCGGGUGGUCUGGGUAUCAAUCUGGCAUCGGCUGACACAGUAGUCAUCUUUGACUCAGACUGGAACCCCCAGAAUGAUCUGCAGGCCCAGGCCAGAGCCCACAGGAUUGGACAGAAAAGACAGGUGAAUAUCUAUCGUCUGGUGACGAAGGGCUCAGUUGAAGAGGACAUCAUCGAGAGGGCGAAGAAAAAAAUGGUGCUGGACCACCUUGUCAUUCAGAGGAUGGACACCACAGGGAAAACUGUGCUCCAUACUGGUGCUGCACCCUCCAGUUCAGCACCAUUCAACAAGGAGGAGCUGUCUGCCAUUCUGAAGUUUGGUGCUGUGGAGCUUUUCAAAGAGCCAGAGGGUGAGGAGCAGGAGCCUCAGGAAAUGGACAUUGACGAGAUCCUCAAAAGAGCUGAGACCAGGGAAAAUGAUCCUGGACCCUCCACAGUGGGAGAAGAACUGCUGUCUCAGUUCAAGGUGGCCAACUUUUCCAUGAUGGAGGAUGAAGAAAUGGAUAUUGACUCUGAACGUAGUCAUCGGAGUUGGGACGAUAUCAUUCCUGAGGAGCAGAGGAGGAGGAUGGAGGAGGAGGAGAGACAGAAAGAGCUGGAGGAAAUCUAUUUGCUGCCACGCAUGAGGAAUUGUGCCAAACAGAUAAGCUUUAAUGCCAGUGAGGGCCGGCAGAGCAGGAACAGGAGGUAUUCUGGAUCUGACAGUGACUCCCCCUCAGACCGAAAGAGGCCAAAGAAACGAGGACGGCCUAGAACCAUUCCACGAGAAAAUAUCAAGGGCUUCAGCGAUGCUGAGAUUCGGAGGUUUGUCAAAAGUUACAAAAAAUUUGGAGGACCACUAGAAAGGUUGGAUGCUAUUGCUCGUGAUGCUGAACUUGUGGAUAAGUCUGAACAUGACCUGAAACGCUUGGCAGAGACGGUUCACAACGGCUGCGUGAGAACACUACGAGAAAACCCUUGUGGACCAGAGAAGACAUCCGGAGGCAGAAGAGGGAAGGUGAAAGGCCCUACAUUCAGGAUCUCCGGCGUCCAGGUGAAUGCCAAGCUUGUUAUCUCCCACGAGGAAGAGCUGGCUCCACUCCAUAAGGCUAUUCCUGCUGACCCUGAGGAGAGAAAGAAGUAUAUGAUUCCAUGCCAUUCAAAGGCAGCACACUUUGACAUUGAGUGGGGGAAGGAGGACGACUCCAGCCUCCUCAUAGGAAUCUAUGAGUAUGGUUAUGGCAGCUGGGAGAUGAUCAAGAUGGACCCGGACCUCAAUCUCACACAUAAGCUCCUACCAGAUGACCCUGACAAGAAGCCACAGGCCAAACAGCUACAGACCAGAGCAGACUACCUCAUUAAGUUGCUGAGCAAGGACCUGGCCAAAAAAGAAGCACAGAAACAAGCAGGGACAGCCAAUUCACGGAAGAGGAAACCAAGAAGUAAAAAGAGCAAAACUCUGAAGCCAACUAAGACAGACGACGUGAUGAAGAGCACGUCCUCAGAUCCCCCAUCGGACAAGAGGUCAGAUGAUGAGGAUGAAAUUGAGGAAGAAAAGGAGUUGGCACCAGUGAAGGCAUCAAGCAGAAGGGGCCGAGCAGACAGGAUGGUGGUGAAGGAGGAGGACGACGAAGAUGACUACGAUGAGGAGCCUGAGGAGGAGGAGGAGGUUUCUUCAUCAGGGGAGCAGGAGGUCAAAGGAAAAGAGAUCAAAAAAGAAGUCAAGAAGGAGGAAAUUUGGGACAUUAGAGAGACAAAGGAGCCAAAGGAGAAAAAAGAAGCAAAGCCAUUGGAGGCACUACACAAACAGGAGGAGAGCUUGGAAAAGAAUGAAGUCAAGACUGAGGUACGAGAACGAACGAAGAAAGCCUCUGAUGUGCCAGUCCAUAUAACAGCAAGUGGAGAGAACGUGCCAGUAUCUGAGGAGUCUGACGAACUGGACCAGAGGACCUUCAGUGUGUGUAAAGAGAGGAUGCGGCCGGUGAAAGCAGCGCUGAAGCAGCUGGACAGACCAGAGAAAGGGCUGUCGGAGCGCGAGCAGCUCGAACAUACAAGACAGUGCCUCAUAAAGAUUGGAGACCACAUCACUGAGUGUCUGAAGGAGUAUUCCAAUCCUGACCAGAUCAAACAAUGGAGAAAGAACCUGUGGAUAUUUGUUUCCAAAUUUACUGAGUUUGAUGCCAGGAAACUACAUAAACUAUAUAAGCAUGCAAUCAAAAAAAGACAAGAGAACUCCCAGGCAAUGGAGCAGAAUACUAGAAGUAUUAACACCCACGGCUAUAAACAUGCAGAUAUUGAACGGCUGAAGGACAACUCUCACCAGGACGAGAGCAGUAGGGACAGUUGCAGCUCUGACAGGCUUUUAGGUCGAUACCAUGAGAGCAGCAGCAGUGUGGAGAGACACAGCUCAGAGUACCACAGAAAGACUAUGGGAGGAGAAUCUAGGAAAAGACCUUACUCAUCCUUCAGCAACGGCAAAGACCACCGGGACAGGGACCACUACAGAUCAGACAGCAGGGACCGAGACAAACAAGACAGAUACUACAGUGACGGUAAGCACAGGAAGCUGGAGGAGUUCCGCUCCAGCAGAGACCAUCGUCUGGACAUGAAGGAUCAUUCCCAUUCAGACCACCGCUCUUCCUACCGCUACCACUCAGACUGGCAGACAGAGCAGCGAGCCUCAGUCAGUGGACCCCGCUCUCCCCGAGACCAGCGCUCACCCUAUGACUCCCGCUCGCCCAUGGGACACCCGUCACCUUUUGACUACUCGUCAGACCACAAGAGCACACCAGAGCAGAUCUGGAGCAGCCGCAAGACAUAACAGGAGCUGCCUGGGUCUGCUAGUAGCAGCCAUAGACUCAGUAACACAGCAAAUGCCUUACAGGGACUGUGGACUCCAACCUGAUGUUGUUUAAAGCACUGUGUAUCAGUCAGUUCCCCUCGCUUCAGCUACAGCUCAUAUCGGGUACCUGUGAGAUGAAUGCCAGGGAGUGGCCCAAACCCGGCAGCAGCUCAAAAAUCAAAGCAUAUUUUUGUAAUCAACAAUUUAAAGCUGCAUUGUUGUGUAGGCUGAACAGCAUGCAGCAUCAUUUUUUGUUAUUUUUAUAAACUUUUUUUUUACUCUGGAAACGGACACAAUUGACCCUUAGUGCUGCCUCAUAUUCCCACCAACCCAUGACACUGGAUCCUGUAUUUGACUGUUCUCUAUGUUUGUCUGUCUGUCUCUGUCUCUUUAUCAUGCUAAAUGUGAUUAUCUACCUUAUUUAAGUGUUGACUGGAUGAAAAAUCAGUUGUCACAUGAAUCACAUUACAAGUUGAUGUAAAGGUGUCCGCUUGGAUCCAGUCUGGUCUCAGGCUCACCACCUUAAGUACCUCAUUUACAGCAUUUGUCAUUCUCCUCAGCAGGUGUUUCUUUUGCCACCAGGCGUGAAUUAUUUAAUAACAUAUCUUAGCUGUAAAAAUAAAGGUUGGGGGGGGGGGGAAGAGUUGCUUAUAUCAUGUUUUUUCCUUCUGUAAUACUGGUGUAAAUUUUUGUAAAUUAGUAAAUCAGUGGUCUUUUUCCUCAGGCUUUUGGGAUUUAUUAUGACUAUACCUUUCCCCAUCAACUCAGGCCUUUUUGUCGUUCUAUAAGUGAGUUUCUGUAUAUUAGUUCUUUCAUGAUAAUGCUUUCAGAAUGUAACUUUUAGUAAAGGGAAAGUUCUUAAACAAUACUCAGUUUUAUUCACUAGUGCUUAGUUCUUUUGUCUUGGUGUGUUGAAAUCAGUGAGUUGGAAUGAACUGACCCAUACAGUCUGAAAGACUGUUGUCUUUCAAUAGAAGCACCUAUUAAAUCUUAGAUAAACAAAACUUUUUACAUAUAUUUGUUUCUUUACCUCUUCAUUUUAUUUUAUACGUAGGCAAUAAUAAUGUCAAUGUUUCUAUGCAGCCAAGUAUAUUUGUGGUGAACCACCCAACUGAAUGAAGUUACUGUUACGGUUCACACUGUUGUACAUACAUUUCCUCUAUAUUUCAAAAUGAAUUUACACUGAAAGUGCAUGAAUUUUUAUGAACUGUUUUAUAUAGUUGUUUAUGAAGCCAUUAAAAUCAAUCACUGUACUCACUCGUA